This is a messenger RNA of Caenorhabditis elegans, 1954 nucleotides long. RefSeq lists its product as uncharacterized. The transcript is spliced from 9 exons. Lineage: Eukaryota; Metazoa; Nematoda; Chromadorea; Rhabditida; Rhabditidae. Bases 5 to 1492 code for a protein of 495 amino acids. The record is from RefSeq and is marked reviewed.
GGUGAUGGCUGAAAAAAUUCUGUUCUACAUAUAUCGUGAUUCCGGAACGUCGUCCGAAAACUUGGUUCGUGCCAUUGUAGACGAGUUUAAAAAUUUUGUAUUUCGUGACCGGGGGAUUGCGUUUACUUCAAAAGGAUACUCGGGAAUUCCACUCCUUGGGGAGCUGCCCAUUGACUCGCCAUUGGACGACAUUUGGAAGGUUGUCGCCGUCCUUUUCAAAAUCAGUGCCCGGGAGGAGGGACUUAUUUUCAAAGUGCAUACCACGGACUACGAAAAGAACCCGUUGGUCGCAGAGGCUAAAAAAAGCGACGUCUUGCCAAACUGGGCGCAUUCUGUUAAGGACUUCGCAGAAAACGUAUUUGGAAUGAACGGAGUAAUUCACCUGAUUUCUCCAACAGUCAGUGAAAAGUUUCCGAAACGUUCGCAAAUUGACAUUUUACGUGCAGUGCCAAACGAAACAAGGAACAUUCUGGUUACAGAGUCGCUUAGUGAAAAGCUGCACUCAUCCGAAUCGCGCAACUUUGGUAUGCAUAACACUAGCGUAAAUGUGCCUGUUUCGAUGGCAUAUGUUGCACGUGAGCGACCAGAUAUUUUGAGUCUGGCUAUCAGAGAGUUUGUGAAAACCGACGAAAGAAAAAUCAAGGAGCUUGAGAAACGGCUUGCGAAUGAACAUGAUCGAGUGAUGAUUCAUACGAUUAUCAAUGAUACCGAUUGGAAGGAAGUAACUGCUGUUGCGGACAUUGAAUCACCUACGGACAUUGUUUCCCAUCGUGUAUCUCUUGCUCUUCUAGCUUUUGACGAAAAGCACUCAUCAAUUCCAAACGGAGUGGAUGUACCUGUCAGUGGGCUUUUCCAAAAAGUUGGAGAUCGUUUUGAAAGAGAACACUUGGAAGCUCUUCGCGCCAAGCUUUUUGGAUCUCCACAGUCUGCAACUCACCUUUAUCAGUGUGCAAAAUCGUUGGUUACUGGUAACCAUGUUCAGGAAUGUCGCAAGAUUUUUGUUGACGAGGGGUCAACAAGCAACCGAGAAUCGGACUGCUCAGGCAAUGAGGAUGAUAGCAGCAACGCGAAAUAUGCGAAGAAACAGGUGUUCAAGAAAAAGAAGAGAAACGCAUUUGGAAAAAAACGUGAACUCGCUGCGAUUCUCGACCACACAAAGCCAUCAGAACACUCGGAACCAGAUUACGUGGCCCCGGAUAACUCAGCGGCUCUGAAGAAGUUCGAACGAGCUGUCAAUGGAGAUGAUUAUUACAAGGCAUCUUCGGAUGAAUACUCUCUUGGAGAAGAAGAAGAUUUGGAACUGUUCAUGGCAAAACCACGCAAGAAGAUCCUUGAAGAAAUGAAAAAUAAGAACAAGGCGAGAUUAGGAAUCAAAGUGACGGAGAGGUUGCCAACUGUUUCAGAUGAUGAAGAAAUUGACGUUGCGGAUAUGCUCCGUGCAGCUCCACCAAUUGCCAACGCCGAAGAUAUUGAAGAUUUUGAUGAUAUCUAAUUUCAAACUUUUAUUAAUAGGACCAAAAUCCUAAACUUUUUGAAAAUUCGAUUCAAUCAUAUUUUAGUGCUUUAUGUCAUUUUUAAAUCAUUCACAAGAAUUUAUUUAAUUCAUUAUAUCAAAACAUGUACAAUAUUUGCCUUUUAUACUGAUAUUUAAAGACUAUGCAAUUUCAAAUUUCAAGAUACCUCUUGAUGCCUUAAUUUCUUUCAAAAAUUACUACUUCUUUCACAAUGUGUCUUCCAAAUAUGAAAAACUUUCCGAUGUCAACUUUUGCUUUCAUUUUACUAAUUCAAUCAAGCUCACUCUACUCAUUUUAUGUUUUCUUUUCCUGUCUGCACUUUCAUCCGUCACCCAGUUGUAUUUUAGAUGCGUGGUAGUUUUUGGUAUUGUCAUUUUAAUGCUUUUUUAAAAAUCUUCAAUCUUUAUUUUUACAUUGUAUUCAAAGAUAAAUUUAAUUUU